AUGAUUGGAGAGAUAGGAAGAGCAAAGCCUUGGAAGGCUGCAGAUGGACAUGAACAUGCGGGACUCACGGACGGAGUGAGGGAGGGGGAAACCCUCCAGAGUCCAGCUCCACCAGCAGCACCGCCACCACGCCACGAAGGAGCAGAGAAGAUGAAAACUCUGCUGCCGUCCGUCCAUCAUCCCAGGCUAAGUCGAGCGCAUGGAGUAACGAAAAGUGGCACCAGCGUUCUGAUUUUCAUCACCGGCGUCCGCCUGAUUGCAAAGCGGCUCCAGCAAGCAAGCAAGCACGCGAGCACACAAGUGCCCUCGCUCGUACGUGCCGGGGGUGCUCUCGAGCAUCGACCAGACCAGACGGAACUCCCUGCUCGGUCGACUUGUGCCACUCUCACGUACACUGACAGGAGUGGAGAUUGGAGACUGGAGACCGGGAGCGCAUCAGCAUUUCGGCAGAAUCCGUGCACGAAAAGCUGCGCAGGCUGGCUGCAGAUGAGACGAGAUGGACAUGUAGUGGGCGGGAGCUGGGCCCGUCAGGACGAGGAAACGACCGAGGCCGAGCCUAAGAGCCUCCCUCCUUUUCAGCAGGUGUCACUUACGUGGACUUCAUGGUCUCAUGAUCGAGGAACAAGCAUAUUUGAGUGCCAGCAAGUACACACCUUCAUAUAA
Marchantia polymorpha subsp. ruderalis is the source of this 663-nucleotide messenger RNA. Lineage: Eukaryota; Viridiplantae; Streptophyta; Marchantiopsida; Marchantiales; Marchantiaceae. The record is from the annotation of a GenBank genome assembly.